Messenger RNA from Drosophila eugracilis, 498 nucleotides. Its product is annotated as lysozyme B. Gene Ontology annotation, molecular function: lysozyme activity. The coding region runs from base 24 to 446 and encodes 140 amino acids. The record is from RefSeq and is a predicted model, not a curated record. NCBI's taxonomy places the organism in Eukaryota, Metazoa, Arthropoda, Insecta, Diptera, Drosophilidae. The transcript has a single exon.
AUCAGUUUUUGAAAAUCGUAAACAUGAAGGCAUUCAUUGUUCUGGUUGCUCUGGCUUUGGCCGCUCCUGCUCUUGGUCGCACCAUGGACCGUUGCUCCUUGGCCCGCGAGAUGUCCAACCUGGGCGUCCCCCGUGACCAAUUGGCCCGCUGGACCUGCAUUGCCGAGCACGAGAGCUCCUACCGCACCGGAGUGGUCGGCCCUGAGAACUACAACGGAUCCAACGACUACGGCAUAUUCCAGAUCAACAACUACUACUGGUGUGCCCCUCCCAGCGGUCGUUUCUCCUACAACGAGUGCGGUCUGAGCUGCAAUGCCCUGCUGACCGACGACAUCACCAACUCCGUCCGUUGUGCUCAGAAGAUCCUGGGACAGCAGGGAUGGUCCGCCUGGUCCACCUGGCACUACUGCAGCGGAUGGUUGCCAUCCAUCGACGAGUGCUUCUAAGCUCGCUUCUAAUUACAUUUUGACCGUCAAUAAACUAUCGAUUUAAACUGAA